Molecule: messenger RNA, 1373 nt
Organism: Prorocentrum cordatum
Lineage: Eukaryota; Dinophyceae; Prorocentrales; Prorocentraceae
Source: the annotation of a GenBank genome assembly
UAGUUGCAUGUCAAGUCGGCAAGUGGGUACGUAGCUAGAUGCCUCGUGUGCUCGUAUUAUUCUAGUCGGCAAAUGGGUACGUAUUAUUCUAGCCGACGUUAUGUUUCGCAUUAUUGUGUGAAUAGUUUCAUCCAUGCUUACAGUUCCCCUCCUCGUCCCCUUCGGCCGGGCAGCACAGCCUGCCUGGGACCAGCGUCGCGGCAUGUAGGGUUUCGGCCUCAUCUUAUCCCCGAGCAGUGGCCGCGCGGGAGAGGCUGGGUAGCAAGCAUGGAGGGCACCUGGCUUUCCAAUCCGACGCGAGGCCAUCGCAGACGGAAUUCUGUGCCCAUCCCCACAAACAAGGCCUCAUCACCCAGAGGGCGGUCGUGCAGGUACAGGACUGCCGUGAAACAUCGGGCUGUGCAGCACGGCGGCGUCAUGUCGUUGACGCCGCCUUCGUUUGUCGGUGGCUUCUAUGCAUACAUAUAAAUAUACAGAUAUAUACAUAUAUAGAUACACCACUUCCGUUGUUGCCCCAAGAAAAGUUGUUCGAUGUCCCCCCUUGGAGCAAGUGGGUUCUCUCUCUUUGUCUCCGAUGUGGCACACUUUGUUCUGGCGGAGGGCAGCCUGGGUCCACGUGGUCCGCCAAGCCUUCGAGUUUGUGCGCACCUUGCUUGCAGGCGGCCUCGACGUGGUCAAGGCGACCAAUUGGCGCGAGGUGGAGUCUGCAGUCCAACAUAUGAUAUUCAGCAGGGAAUAUGGGCUUGCCGUGUCACCAUACAAGCGGAUCAUCGAUGAGUUCCGAUGUAUUUGCUUGGAUGGAUCCGUGGAGCUGGUGUACCGUAAGCUGAGGGCCAGCGUCGCCGGCGACGGCGAGUCCAGCGUGGCAGUGCUGGUCGCGCGGGCCGCGGCGGCCGCGGACCCCGCGGCCGCCGUGGGCUUUCUGCAGGCAGCUGCGGAGAUGAAGCCCGAGGAGCUGACCAGUGUACCCAAGAGCGGCGAGACGGUUGCGCUACAGUGGAAGCACAACCUCGGCCAGGGCGCGCGCGCGGACCUCGGCGUGGCCCCGGACGUCGCGGAGAGGUUGCGGUGCGUCGCCGUCAAGACCACCGCGGCCAUCGGCAUGCGGUUCUGCAGCGUGGACAUCAUCGACGUGGAGUCGGAGGGCCUGAUGGUCAUGGAGGCGGCUGGCGGCGUGGCGGAGGGCUCGUGGGAGAAGCCGAGGCCCCGCGGAGGGGGCGGGGCCGCGGACGAGGCGGCGGUGCUGAGAGCGCUGGGCCGGUAGGGCCGGCGCCCCGCUCGGCGCACAGCAGCGAGGGCAAGAAAAGCCGCCGCCCAGGACAAGCGAGGGGGGCAGGCAGGCUUCGCUCCUGGGACAGGUCGGCCGUCCAGGG